Molecule: messenger RNA, 1577 nt
Organism: Limulus polyphemus (Atlantic horseshoe crab)
Lineage: Eukaryota; Metazoa; Arthropoda; Merostomata; Xiphosura; Limulidae
Product: decaprenyl-diphosphate synthase subunit 1-like
Exons: 10
Coding region: 7-1281 (424 amino acids)
Biological process (GO): isoprenoid biosynthetic process; ubiquinone biosynthetic process
Cellular component (GO): transferase complex; mitochondrion
Molecular function (GO): prenyltransferase activity
Source: RefSeq, a predicted model, not a curated record
CCUGGGAUGGCAGCUGGAGGUUGCUGUCGAGUGCCGAACGUAGUAGAUAGAUUAUGGGCUUUUAUGGGUAUGAUGCGAUUGAAAAGGCUGAGAUCACCAAUAGUAAAGUGUUUAAAUAUAUCUUCUCCAGAUUUUUCGAAGGAACGAAGAAUGACAGGAUAUUGUACUAGUUGUAUAAUUCAUCCUUGUAAGCAUGCACAGUUACAAACUUCCUGUUUUGGUGUCUUUUUAUCUGAAAAGUUUUCUACCUCAUGUCUUCAGUCACAAGUUCCAGUGGUCAACAAACCAGGAACUGAUUCUGAAGUUUUUCCAGAUCCUCAUAAGCUUGUAGCGACUGAUCUUGCUGAUAUGUAUUUAGAAAUUAAAAAGGAAUUGUGGGUACCAAAAAAAGAGCUAGAACAGAUAUCUAGCUAUUACUUUGAUGGACAGGGCAAAGUGUUUCGUCCAAUGCUUGUAUGUCUUGUGUCUCGUGCUCUUCAUUUUCAUAUUCAUCAUGAGAAAAGGUUAUUAGAUUCUCAACGAAAAAUUGCACUUGUAUCAGAAAUUAUUCACACUGCCAGUUUAGUUCAUGAUGAUGUGAUUGAUACAUCAGAUGCUAGAAGAGGGAAACCGAGUGUUAAUUUAAUUUGGGGACAGAAAAAGGCUAUAUUAGCUGGUGAUUUUAUCCUAUCCAAAGCAGCAAGAAUUUUAGCAAAAAUAGGAAGUGAAGAAGUUAUAGUAAUGUUAUCAGAAGUAUUGUUAGAUCUUGUUCAAGGAGAGUUCAUGCAGAUGGGUUCCAAAGAAAAUGAAAGUGAACGAUUCUCUCACUAUUUACAAAAGACAUUCAAGAAAACAGCUAGUUUAAUGGCUUACACAUGUAAAGCUGUUGCUUACUUAGCAGGGGCAGAUGAAAAACUCCAAGAAGCAGCUUUUCAAUAUGGCCGAAACGUGGGUAUUGCUUUUCAGUUAAUUGAUGACUUGCUAGAUUUUGUAUCCAGUCAAGCAGAAAUGGGAAAACCAGCUACAGCAGACCUGCGUUUAGGCUUAGCUACAGCACCUGUUCUGUUUGCAUGUGAAAAGUUUCCAGAACUAAACUUCCUAAUUAUGAGAAGAUUUUCUGAACCUAAUGAUGUGGAGAGAGCGUAUGAAGCUGUUAUGAAGAGUGAGGGGUUGGAACACACAAGGAUGCUGGCACAAAAGCAUUGCACAGAAGCUGUACGUCAUAUAGCAUUAUGGUCAGACUGUCUAGAGAAAAAGGCUUUAGUGACACUCGCCAAUAAAGUGCUGAACCGAAAAAAAUGAUAGCCCUUAGCAACACUAAAUAGAAUUGAGACAGGAAAGUUUACGUCUUUUAUGACUGCAAAGAAAGAAGACCAGUUCUAAAUGUAUCAGGAAUGUAGUUUUUCUGUACCGAUUGGUGCUUUAGUUUGGUAAAUAAGUUAAACUGUAGGUAAAUUAGUAUAAUUCGUUUUUAUAUGGUAGUUUUUGAUUUUGUGAUUUUUCUGAAGCAAGAACAGUAGUGACAUUUAUAAUAUGCUUUUAAAAAUGUUAAGUGUGACAGAAAAAAAAUAUCGUAAUAGUUAACCUCUAUGUUUAAA